Messenger RNA from Orycteropus afer afer, 1420 nucleotides. It is a transcript of the gene ABHD16B, whose product is annotated as abhydrolase domain containing 16B. Gene Ontology annotation, molecular function: glycerophospholipase activity; monoacylglycerol lipase activity. The record is from RefSeq and is a predicted model, not a curated record. Gene Ontology annotation, biological process: monoacylglycerol catabolic process; phosphatidylserine catabolic process. NCBI's taxonomy places the organism in Eukaryota, Metazoa, Chordata, Mammalia, Tubulidentata, Orycteropodidae. Gene Ontology annotation, cellular component: endomembrane system.
ACCCAUGUGUGUCAUCUGCUUCGUGAAGGCGCUGGUACACGUGUUCAAGAUCUAUCUGACCGCAAACUAUACCUACAACUUCCGCGGCUGGCCGGUGGACUUCCGGUGGGAUGACGUGCGCACCGCCGGCGGAGGCGGCAGCGGGCAUCGUGCGUUGACGUACGCGGCGGCCGCAGCUGGCGUGUGGCUGCUGCAGGGUGGCGCGCUCGGGGAGGACACACCAGGCCGGCCGCCGCGCGCUGCCCGCAGCCAGGUGCAGUGCCUCUUGCAGCAGAUUCGGGAGCUGCCCAGCCAGCUUGCCAGCUACGCGUUGGCCCAUUCGCUGGGCCGCUGGCUGGUGUACCCCGGCUCCAUGUCGCUGAUGACGCGCGCGCUGCUACCCUUGCUGCAGCAGGGCCAAGCGCGCCUUGUGGAGCGCUACCAGGGUCGGCGCGCCAAGCUGGUGGCCUGUGAUGGCAACGAGAUAGACACCAUGUUCAUGGACCGCCGCCAGCAGCCGGGCAGCCAGGGCCGCGGCCUGCACCUGGUCAUCUGCUGCGAAGGCAACGCCGGCUUCUACGAAAUGGGCUGCCUGUCGGCCCCGCUCGAGGCCGGCUACUCCGUGUUGGGCUGGAACCACUCGGGCUUCGGGGGCAGCACCGGCACACCGUACCCACAGCACGACGCCAAUGCCAUGGACGUGGUGGUCAAGUACGCUUUGCACCGCCUGCACUUCCCGCCCACGCACGUGGUGGUCUACGGCUGGUCCAUCGGCGGCUUCACGGCCACCUGGGCCACCAUGACGUACCCGGAGCUGGGCGCGCUGGUGCUGGACGCCACCUUCGACGACCUGGUGCCGCUGGCGCUGAAAGUCAUGCCCCACAGUUGGAAGCACCUGGUGGUGCGCACCGUGCGCGAGCACUUCAACCUCAACGUGGCCGAGCAGCUGUGCCGCUACCCGGGGCCGGUGUUGCUCCUGCGGCGCACGCAGGACGAAGUGGUCAGCACCUCAGGCUCCCUGCGCCCCCUGCCGCCGGGCAACGUGGAGGGCAACCGCGGCAACGAGCUGCUGCUGCUCUUGCUGCAGCACCGCUACCCCGCCGUGAUGGCGCGCGAGGGCCGCGCCGUCGUGGCCCGCUGGCUGCGCGCCGGCACCCUGGCACAGGAGGCCGCCUUGUACGCGCGUUACCGCGUGGACGACGAGUGGUGCCUGGCGCUGCUGCGCUCCUACCGCGCGCGCUGCGAGGAGGAGCAGGACGGGGAGGAGGCCUGGGGGCCUCACGGACUUGCCUUCCCCUGGCUUGUGGGCCAGGGCCUGGGCACGCGGCGACGCCGGCAGCUCGCGCUCUUUCUGGCCCGCAGGCACCUCAAGAACGUGGAGGCGACUCACUGCAGCCAAUUGGAGCCGCAGGACUUCGAGCUGCCCUGGGUGCUGUAGCCC